CGAUCUCGACGUGGGAAGGCCGGGUCUUCAGCGGCAGUCAUGUGGACCGUCCUGCUGCUUCUCCUCAGUGCCUUCUCUGCUCUCGCGUUGAGCCGGGUGCCGGUCCUCAUGGCGGUGGUGCGCAGGGAGCUGUCGUGCGAGGGCUACCCCAUCGAGCUCCGCUGCCCCGGCACCGACGUCAUCAUGAUCGAGACCGCCAACUUCGGCCGCACGGACGACAAGAUCUGCGACGCCGACCCGGCCCAGAUGGAGAACACACAGUGCUACCUGCCCGACGCCUACAAGAUCAUGUCCCAAAGAUGCAAUAACAGGACUCAGUGUGCUGUCGUUGUCGGAUCGGACGUUUUUCCAGACCCUUGCCCCGGAACGUUCAAGUACCUGGAGGUUCAGUAUGAAUGUGUCCCGUACAAAGUGGAACAAAAAGUUUUCCUGUGCCCGGGCCUCCUGCGGGGGGUGUACCAGAGCGAGCACCUCUUCGAGUCGGACCACCAGUCGGGGGCCUGGUGCAAAGACCCUCUGCAGGCCUCCGACAAGAUCUACUACAUGCCCUGGACGCCGUACCGCACGGACACGCUCACAGAGUACUCCUCCAAGGAGGACUUCAUCGCCGGCCGGCCCACCACCACCUACAAGCUGCCCAACAGGGUGGACGGCACGGGCUUCGUGGUCUACGACGGCGCGCUGUUCUUCAACAAGGAGCGCACGCGCAACAUCGUCAAGUUCGACCUGCGCACGCGCAUCAAGAGCGGGGAGGCCAUCAUCGCCAGCGCCAACUACCACGACACCUCGCCCUACCGCUGGGGCGGCAAGUCCGACAUCGACCUGGCGGUGGACGAGAACGGGCUGUGGGUGGUCUACGCCACCGAGCAGAACAACGGCAAGAUCGUCAUCAGCAAGCUCAACCCCUACACGCUGCGGCUGGCGGGCACCUGGGAGACGGCCUACGACAAGCGCUCGGCGUCCAACGCCUUCAUGAUCUGCGGCAUCCUCUACGUGGUCAAGUCCGUGUACGAGGACGACGACAACGAGUCCACGGGGAAUAAGAUCGACUACAUCUACAACACCGACCUCAGCAAGGACGGCUUCCUGGACAUCCCCUUCCCCAACUCCUACCAGUACAUCGCCGCUGUGGAUUACAAUCCCCGGGACAACCUGCUGUACGUCUGGAACAACUACCACGUGGUCAAGUACUCCCUGGACUUUGGCGCACUGGACAACAGGCCCGAAUUGUCUUCGUCCGUGGUGGCUAACAUGGACACCACCACGACCAGGACGACCUCCAGACCAGUCCCCGUCACGACCCUCACCCCCAGCACCACGACCUCCACCCGGGCCCCCACCACCUCCACCCCCAGCCAGCGGGCCCAGACUACCACCACCCUGGCCCCCAAUGCCCCCACCCGCCCCGCUCCCUCCUCCCAGCUUCCCAACAUCGGCCUGGACCACUGCACCGCCCUGGAGGAUUCUGACCUGGCCUGGCCUCAAACACUGCAGGGCCACGUGGCUAUGCGACCCUGCCCUGCAGGGACCAUCGGGACCGCUACGUACGUGUGCCUGGCUCCUGACGGCUACUGGGACCCCCAGGGGCCCGACCUGAGCAACUGCACCUCGCCCUGGGUCAGCCAUGUUACGCGGAAAUUGAAGUCCGGAGAGACGGCCGCCAUCAUUGCCCGGGAUCUCUCAGAGCAAACCAAGAGCCACAUCCAUGCGGGGGACAUCACGUACACGGUGAAGACCAUGGGCCAGCUGGUGGACCUGCUGGACAUGCAGCUGAAGGACCUCACCCCCGGGGGGAAAGAUAGCGCCGCCCGGAGCCUGAACAAGCUGCAGAAAAGGGAGCGUUUCUGCCGGGUGUAUGUCCAGGCCAUGUUGGAGACGGUGAAUAACCUGCUGCAGCCUCAGGCCCAGGCGGCGUGGCGGACGCUGAACACGAGCGAGCAGCUCCGGGCCGCCACCAUGCUGCUGGACACGGUGGAGGAGGGCGCCUUCGUCAUGGCCGACAACCUCCUGAAGACGGACGUGGUGCGCGCCGACAUCGACAACAUACAGUUGGAAGUGGCCAGAUUGAGCACGGAUGGGAAUCUGGCGAAUGUGAAUUUUCCUCAGAGCGGUGGACAGGGGAAUUCCAUCCAGCUCUCCGGGAACACCUUGAAGCAGCACGCCAAGAACGGAGAGAUCAGGAUGGCGUUCGUGCUCUAUAAGCACCUGGGGACCUACCUGUCCACGGAGAACGCCAGCAUCAAGCUGGACCCCGAGGCUCUGUCCACCAACUACUCCGUCAUCGUGAACUCGCCCGUCAUCACUGCCGCCAUCAACAAGGAGAGCAACAAGGUCUACCUGAGCGACCCGGUCUUCUUCACGCUGAAGCACCUACAGCAAUCGGACGAGUAUUUCAACCCCAACUGCUCCUUCUGGAGCUACUCCAAGCGCACGAUGACGGGGUACUGGUCCACGCAGGACUGCCGUCUGCUGCACACCAACCGGACGCACACCACCUGCUCCUGCACGCACCUCACCAACUUCGCCGUCCUGAUGGCGCACGUGGAGGUGAAGAACGUGGACCCCAUCCACAGCCUCCUGCUGGACGUGAUCACGUGCGUGGGCAUCCUGCUGUCGCUGGUGUGCCUGCUCAUCUGCAUCUUCACCUUCUGCUUCUUCCGCGGGCUGCAGAGCGACCGCAACACCAUCCACAAGAACCUGUGUGUGAGCCUGUUCAUCGCCGAGUCCCUGUUCCUGGUGGGCAUCAACCGCGCCGACCAGCCGAUCGCCUGUGCCGUCUUCGCGGCCCUGCUGCACUUCUUCUUCCUGGCGGCGUUCACCUGGAUGUUUCUGGAGGGGGUGCAGCUCUACAUCAUGCUGGUGGAGGUGUUCGAGAGCGAGCACUCCCGGAAGAAGUACUUCUACCUGGUGGGCUACGGCGUUCCCGCCCUCAUCGUGGCCGUGUCCGCGGCCGUGGACUACCGCAGCUACGGGACGGACCGAGUAUGCUGGCUGCGGCUCGACACCUACUUCAUCUGGAGCUUCAUCGGUCCGGCCACCUUGAUCAUUAUGCUGAACGUGGUCUUCCUCGGGAUCGCCCUCUACAAGAUGUUCCACCACACCGCCAUUCUCAAGCCCGACUCCGGCUGCUUGGACAACAUCAAGUCGUGGGUUAUAGGAGCCAUCGCCCUCCUCUGUCUGCUGGGCCUGACCUGGGCCUUCGGGCUGAUGUACAUCAACGAGAGCACGGUCGUCAUGGCCUACCUCUUCACCAUCUUCAACUCGCUACAGGGGAUGUUCAUCUUCAUAUUCCACUGCGUCCUUCAGAAGAAGGUGCGUAAGGAGUACGGGAAGUGUCUGCGCACACGCUGCUGCAGUGGGAAGAGCGUGGAGACCUCCAUCGGGUCGGUGAAGAGCUCCGCAUCGCGCACGCCCGGACGCUACUCCACGGGAUCGCAGAGUCGGAUCCGUCGGAUGUGGAACGACACGGUCCGGAAGCAGUCCGAGUCGUCCUUCAUCACGGGGGACAUCAACAGCUCAGCAUCGCUGAACAGAGAGGGCAUCCUGAACAAUGCCAGGGAUUCAAGUGUCAUGGAUACUCUACCACUGAAUGGUAACCAUGGCAACAGCUACAGCAUUGCCAGCGGAGAGUACAUGAGCGACUGUGUCCAGAUCAUCGACCGCGGCUACAACCACAAGGAGACCGCGCUGGAGAAGAAGAUCCUGAAAGAGCUGGCCUCCAACUACAUCCCCUCCUACCUGAACAACCACAACCACGAGCACCGCUCCGUCGAGCAGAACCGCAACCUGAUGAACAAGCUGGUCAACAGCGUCAACAACGGCAGCAAGGACGACGGCAUCGUGCUGGACGACGUGGCCUCGUUCGGCCAGGAGGACGGCCUGGGCCUGGAGCUGAUCCGCGAGGAGUCCAACGCCCCCCUGCUCCCGCAGAGGCCCCCGCCCGCCGACGGCCUGCACCAGCCCCCGCUGCCCCUGCACUACGCCCGCAGACGGAUCCCCCAGGAGAACAGCGAGAGCUUCUUCCCCCUGCUCACCAACGAGCACACGGAGGAGGCCCCCUCGCCCCACCGGGACUCCCUGUACACCAGCAUGCCCACGCUGACCGGCUCGCCCGGCGCGGAGCCGCCCCCGUGCGCCAACAGCCCGGCCGAGCCCCCCGCCGGCAAGACCCCCGACGGCGACGACGUGUACUACAAGAGCAUGCCGAACCUGGGCUCCAGGAGCCACAUCCACCAGCUGCACACGUACUACCAGCUGGGCCGGGGCAGCAGCGACGGGUUCAUCGUGCCGCCCAACAAAGAGGAUCUGUCCCCCGAGGAACCUUCUCAAGAACCUCCCCCUCAUCUGGUCACCAGCCUAUAGACGCUGCUUCUGUCCCCGUGGUGUCCUGUUCUGGUCAACAGUGGUAGACAUUUUUUUUUUGUUUUUGUUUUUCUUCUUCUG
Molecule: messenger RNA, 4443 nt
Organism: Conger conger (European conger)
Lineage: Eukaryota; Metazoa; Chordata; Actinopteri; Anguilliformes; Congridae
Product: adhesion G protein-coupled receptor L3-like
Exons: 21
Coding region: 40-4362 (1440 amino acids)
Biological process (GO): synapse assembly; cell surface receptor signaling pathway; adenylate cyclase-activating G protein-coupled receptor signaling pathway
Cellular component (GO): axon; cell-cell junction; glutamatergic synapse
Molecular function (GO): carbohydrate binding; G protein-coupled receptor activity
Source: RefSeq, a predicted model, not a curated record